This is a messenger RNA of Daucus carota subsp. sativus, 2786 nucleotides long. RefSeq lists its product as uncharacterized. The record is from RefSeq and is a predicted model, not a curated record. Bases 75 to 2270 code for a protein of 731 amino acids. The transcript has 4 exons. NCBI's taxonomy places the organism in Eukaryota, Viridiplantae, Streptophyta, Magnoliopsida, Apiales, Apiaceae. Gene Ontology annotation, molecular function: protein binding.
CACAGAUAAAAGGGAAACAAAGAGGCGAGAGAGUUGUUUGGUAAAGUGUAAGGGUGGAAGUUGAAGCAUCACGCAUGGGUGGUCAAGCACAGAAGAAAGCAAGAUCAUUACCACAAGAAUUUGGAGAUGAGGACAGGAUCAGCAGAUUACCAGAUGAACUGAUUCACAAAAUCCUCUCAUUUGUAGAUGCCAAAGAAGCUGUUCAGACCAGCGUUCUCUCCAGACGAUGGGAACUUAUUUGGACUACUCUCCCUUUUCUCAGUUUUUGUGGGUAUGAAGCUGUUGCUUCUAGAAAUGUAUGCAAGUUCAUGCGCCAUUUCUUGUCGAAUCGAAACCAUCAAUCCAAAAUCUCUGACUUGAAUUUGUGUGUUAAGAACAAAGGGUUUACCAAGGCUUUAGUUGACAAGUAUGUUAAGUAUGCGAUUUCGCACAAUGUGCGAUCUUUAACUCUUGAAUUAUCAUAUGAUGAUAAACUAUUUAAGUUAUCCGCCUUCAGCUCAAACUCGAUAAGGGAACUUACAUUAAAAGUGAGGUUGGAAGAAUUGAAUUCUUCAAAUUACUGGCAUUGGUCUUUACCUUCUUUAACAACUCUCCACCUCAAGUGUCUUAGUCGUGAGUAUAAAGUUACCAUGAUCUCAAAGUCAUGGUUCAGAUGCUUGCCUGCCCUAACCACUCUGCGUCUUGAUGAUUGGCUUCUAUCAAAAUCAUCUUUUUCUUUCAGAUUGCCAGCUUUAACAACUCUUUGUCUGUCUCAUACUACAUUACCGGAAAAAAGUUGGAAGGAGUUCUCAAAUUUAUUAAGUCUACAAUUAGAGGGUGAAGAUAUUCCCCAUAAUAUUAAUGACAUUUUAUCUGCACUUGUCUGUCUACAAAAUCUUACAUUAUGUCUAAGUUCGGCCAAAGUCCAUUUCAUAUCUUGUCCUCCUCAAUUGUUAAACCUGAGUAUCAGAACCAGCUUCCGCCACCAUAGUUAUGGUUGUAGUAAUAUUGUGGUUUCGGCAGCAAAACUCUGCAACUUCACUUCUUUUGGGAUCUUUACAGCCACAAUUGGCGUUCCUGAGCUGGAGAAUGUAAAUAUAAGGUUACGGGAAUGGUUUGAGAGUUGGCUUGAUAACAUUGACUUGGAACGUAAGAAACAAAACUAUCGGCGUCUAAUAAAUUUGCUUCCAGGACUUAAUUAUGCCAAGAAUCUCACUUUUGACUUGAAGAGCAUUGAGGUACUCAAUGAGAUUUCCAGCCUUCUUGUCGGUUUACCUUCUCCAUUCUUUAAGUUGAAACAUGUGAAGUUACCAAGGGGUUUCGAAGAAUCAACUAUAUCUUGUGCUCUUAGAAGCUAUUUACUUGGUGGCUCUCCUAAUGCUACCUUUGUCACCAAAUUGCCCCAGUCAGGGACGGAAGGAAGGUGGGGGCCUGUGGGUGCCCAGGACCCCAUCAUGCAUUCCGGAUGUAGGAGUAUCUUAAUGAAUAAUGGUGUGGAAGAUUGCAUGAUAGAUGCUGACAGGUUCAGACAUAAUAAUGCUUCAGUGGAAGGGGCAGACAAAGAUCAGGCAAGCUCUUUAAGAGGGAAAAGAGAUUCUGGGUUAUGGCGGAGCUACGAGAAUAACGGUGUGGAAGAUUUCAUGGUAGAUGUUGACAGAGUUAGACAUAUUGAUGCUUCAGUGGAAGGGACAGACAAAGAUCAGGCAAGCUCUUCAAGAGGAAAAAAAGAUUCUGGGUUAUGGCGGAGCCACGAGGUUGAUUCCGAGUUUGUAUGCCUGCUUGAUCGAAUUAUGCAUAAGUAUCCAGAAACCUUUGAGCACUUCACCACAAAAAACAGGAAGUUAUGUACAAUGAAUCUGAAUAUGUUGUGCACCUCACUGAAUGACUUUUUCAAAAUCACUAUGGCUAAUGUUGAUUUGGAAAUAAUUGGGGGGUACAGGGAAGUAUUUUCCUACUUGCAAAAUCAGGGUUUCAACGUAAGUUGGGUCGUGGACCGCCUGAACUAUAUAGAACAUCUUCGGUUUUCAAAACCCCUGAUUAAUGAGCUUCACUCAAUUGACUGUCAUAUUGAUGAUACUAAAACUAAUCUACAAGAGCUGCAGGCUCGUGCUGAUGAUGCCAAAGUUAAAUUACUAGAUUUGCUGGCUUGUGUGGAUGAUGCCAAAGUUAAAUUGCAUGAUAAGCAGACUCUUCGCAUGGAGAAGUUGUCAGAAAUUGAGAAAGCCUUUGGAACUAAGAGUACUAACCUUCUUGUUGGUUGCAUUGGAGAUGAUCUACUCUCUAAUCCUUAACUUUAGUGGUUUUCUUCUAUGUUUGAAAGUUUUUUGGAUGUCUUGGUAUAUCGUCUUCUGUCUAAUCAGAAACUCUUAAGCACUUUAGAAGUAUUUUGCUUACUGACAUUGUAUCGAAUUUGUUUAUCUUAUUUCAUUUCAAAACAAUUAUCAUGAAACUGCUUCAAUGCUUGUUUUGUAUCAUAUAAGAUGUUUCACUUCACACAAGAAGUUCAUAGCUUAUUGUAUUAUAUAACAUGUGAUUAUAUACGAUUAUUUUGAAAGAGCCUGUAGAAACCUAUGAGGAUUUCACUAGAAGCAAGUUAUCCUGUAUACUUACACAUUGGCAUGAGAUAACAAUUAAGUGAUGUUACUCAAGUUGAUGUGGAUUGAAUGAUGAGAAUAUUCAACCACCAGCUCCAGUGUCCACUCACUACGCCAGCUCUUCUCUGAUCGACAGCUCCUCUUCCACUCUUCCUUCGUGAAGAUACUCAAGAAUCCUGUGGCAUUUGCAGAUCGAGUUUAAAUUUGUUUUUG